This is a messenger RNA of Hydatigera taeniaeformis, 378 nucleotides long. The record is from the annotation of a GenBank genome assembly. NCBI's taxonomy places the organism in Eukaryota, Metazoa, Platyhelminthes, Cestoda, Cyclophyllidea, Taeniidae.
AUGCGCACCGUAAAUCCGACCAACCCUACCACUUUCCGUUGUUUGUACCUUCAACGUGGUUUUUACUGGUUACUGGAGAAGCGAUAUCAGUGGUAUCAAUCUGAUUCUACCGUUUUCGUCUCGGUCAUGCGCAAGGGAAUUGACCCUGCCACUCUUUGCGUCACUUUCGUCGAGGAUGCAGUCACGAUUCGCAUAAAUGGUGAACUCAUCACACAGCUUAACCUUGCUUACAAAAUUGAUCCCAAUAAAUCCACAUACAAAUGUACACCUAUGAAGAUUGAGCUUAAACUGGCGAAGACCAUGAGCUCAAGUUGGAGCUGCUUGGAGAGGGCCGAUCCUGCACCAUCGUUUGAAGAAAUCGCACGGGAUGGUGACCUG